This is a messenger RNA of Cetraspora pellucida, 1434 nucleotides long. NCBI's taxonomy places the organism in Eukaryota, Fungi, Glomeromycota, Glomeromycetes, Diversisporales, Gigasporaceae. The record is from the annotation of a GenBank genome assembly.
AUGAGUAUCGAACCAACUUUUCAUGGAUAUAUCGAAACGACACAGGACACACUUCUUAUAUUUGAAGCAUGUCGAAAAGGUUGCCUUACAAAGAUAUGUCGGCGUCUUCAAGAGAAAGAACGUAAGAUCAUAACAUCAGGAAGUGUGUUUGUAUUUGACGAACGCGAAUCCGGAAUAAAACGUUGGACAGAUGGUUUAGUAUGGAGCCCAUCAAGGAUUCUUGGAAAUUUUCUUAUUUAUAGAGAAUUGGAUAAACGUCCUCCAACUGGUAAAAAAGAUUCUUCUCCAGUAGAACGUCAAAGGAGUGAUAGUGUUGAUAUGGAAUCACAAUCUGAAAAAAAUAAAGAACGCGCAUUAGUUGGUAGUUUAACAAAUACUUAUCGUUUUAAGAAAGGUGGUUUAAUCAAAAAAACCAUGUCAAUCAUGGUUAACGGUGUAAGCCAACAUAUGAUUAGUUAUUAUGCAAAAGAAGAUGUAUUGGCUGGUAAGCUCAAGACUCCAUCUUCAAUGCCAAACUUAGCCAUUCUCGAGAUUUCUCCAGAAUUCUUGUUAAAGCAAAAUUUUAGAAUACCUCCUGUGGUUGAGUCAAAUUAUGAACAAGAAUUAGAUGGUAUGACAUAUGGAAAACAAUCUUCUGCUUCACCACAUGCUAUCCUCCCAAAACCAGGUGAUGGUACCGUAAGUCCCGCACGACUAUCAAAUUUGGAUUUUCCUCCUUCUCGUAUAAAGAUGGAAAUAGAAGCUUCCAAUUCUUGUAUGCCUUACUCUAAUUACUCAUCAACGAUGCAUCCAGCAUCCCAUUUUGCUCCAUAUGCCUCACAAGGUCAUGUUCCUAAUGAGUCUGAUGGGUCACAUACUCUUAUGCCGCCAAUGCGUGCAUUAAUGAAUCGUCAAUCGUCUUUUCAUGAGUUCCCACCAAUUACUUCGCAUGUUAAUAAUAUAACUCCGUCACGGUUGUUAACUUCGCACCAACAACCGUUAAUUCCUAGCAUUGGUUCUCACCAAAACGAUUAUAAUUAUCAUACAACGCAAAAUAACACAAACACACAAAAUUGGUCUGGUUAUCAAUAUCCGUCAUAUUCAUCAAAUGCGCCACACGCUCUUCAUCCAUCUAUUAUGCCUUUGUAUGCUACUGGUAAUCCAUAUCAUGAUUUAUCACCUACAUCAUUCCCUGAAAUAUAUAAUCCGGUUCAUUCAUCUACCACCAAUUCUACUAUAUCACACUCACAUUUACAUCAACAUGAAUAUCAAGUGACAUCUCCAUCUCCAACACUUCCUUCUAUUUCUUCUCCCGCAAGUACUACCAGUACCUAUAGCUCAAGUAACGCGCCUGUAACACCGCCUCUUAAUUCGCCCGUAAAUUCUGGUUUCAAUUCCAAUUAUUCUUCUUCAUAUUAUCCAUCGCUGAUAAAAAACGAAGGAUUUCAACCUUAA